Funneliformis geosporum is the source of this 1917-nucleotide messenger RNA. The record is from the annotation of a GenBank genome assembly. Lineage: Eukaryota; Fungi; Glomeromycota; Glomeromycetes; Glomerales; Glomeraceae.
AUGCCAGCAGCAGAAUCCCUUGAUAGUUCAUUCAAUAUGAAUGGACAAGAAAGCUUUCAACAAAUGGAAGUUUUUCCUCUAUUACUUCAGGCACAAGAUCUCGUAUCUAAAUUGGAAAAUCGAGUAGUGGAAUUGGAAACCGAUUUAGAGACCAUAAACGAUUCUCAUGAGCAAGAACGUGAUCAAUUACUUCAAGAAAUUGGGGAGAAAGAUGAAUACAUACAUAGUUUAAAAACAAAAAUUAAAGGACAAUUUUUAGAUAGCAUUAAAUUAUGUCUAAACUAUUUAAAAAGCGCUCAAAAUAAUAAUCAUAAACCUAAAAAUUAUAGGAAACAAUCUAGGCGAGAUUCAAAAAUUCAACAUGAUGAACCUGAUCAUGAUAGAAUAAACGAUCAUAAUGAAACGAAACAUUUUGAGAAGGAAGAGGUACAAAUUUCUAAUCAUAAUGAGGAUAUCUCUCGACAAGAUGAUCAGGAAAAAAAUGAUCAUAAUAACAAAAUUUCAAGAAGAGAAUCUGUUUGUAGUGAUCAAGUUUCCGUUGACCUAGGUGAUUAUGGUAUAGAUGGGAAUGAAGAUAUCGCGGCUUUCGAUGAUGAUACUUUCCAAACUUCCCCAAGGCAAUCAAUUGAUUAUGAUCUCGACGACGAGGAAGAAUUGGAACAUCGUCGACGUGCAGAAUUUGGAACGACAUUAAAUGGUCCGGUCCCUGAUAUAUCUCAUACGGAAAACCUUUGUCCAAAUUGUAACACCUUACUUGCUCAAGUUGAUCAACAUAUUGAGGAACGCGCUUACCUUAAACGAGACCUUUCUGCCCUUGCUAUAUCUCUUUCGGAAGAGCAAACUAUUCGUGCUCAAAUUCAAGCCAAUAAAGAGAAUUUAGAACAAGAAAUAGAUGAAUGGGUAAAUGCAAUGUUUGAGAAAGUUAAUCAAAUGGUAUAUGAUGAAGCUAACGUACAUCGUUUAAGAGAAUUGAAAUUACUAUUGGUUCAUUUGGAUACCACUAAACAGCGGCAGACUGCUCCGAAUUGUGUUAAUGCAUUAAACAGAAAUUCUGUUCGAAGAAGUUUUAUGUCAAAUUCUCCUUUAAACAGCCCUCGUUCAAGUAAAGUGUUUGGAUUUGGACAUAUGUCACCUAGCAUCUUUUCUACAGCAUCCGUGGAUGAGUAUAUUCAUAAGGGUAGACGUGUAUACAUUGAUGGGGUUGUGUUUGAAGAAUUUCAAGAAUAUGUGAAAUCGUUUAUAACCUCUUCCGCUCCUACAAAUUCUACACCUACUCACGCAUUUAUGAAGCGUUGUAUGAUUGAAGACAUUCAACCUUGCCUUUUCGAAGGAAGCAGUGGUUGGAAAUCUCCUUUCUAUAAGAGACGUUUAUUAGAUGCUAUUAUGAAAAAUCAAUGUGAAAUCCAAACAAUAUACUACAGUUCUUCGAAUUCUGUACCAAGUACACCGUUAUCCAGUCAAAUUAGCUCUACAUCAAAUACACGACAAAAUAGUUAUCAAGAAUCACCUCCUUCACCUAAAGUUAAAUGUAGUCUUUGUGGUCAUGUAAGAAGUUGUGAUUUCCGUAUGAGACUUUCUGGGCCUGAUGCUGCUGUACCACCAUCAGCCACGACAAUCUCAUCAUCACAAACAUCAAGGUUCUCCGUGACCGGAACCCCUGGAUGGAUUCCUCUCGAUCGAUUCUGUAGAGAUCGUGUUGUUGCUGUAUGUGAUUUCUAUACUUACCUCUCACACUUACGUCAAGGAUUACUUGCCCAUUCCGCUGUUUGGACUAUGUGUAAACAAUGUCUCAAACAUCGUAGGAAGAUGAGUAUGGCGCGUGUUGGUAGUGUGAGCAUGUUUGAAGAAGAGGAAGCUCUCAACAAUGAAUUAUUGAACAAUCCUGAAAUGGAAGGCAUGGUUGUCAUUGUUCAUUAA